CCACCACUAUCGAACCUCCCUCCAAACCACCCGCCACGCGUCCCUCUCUCUCUCCUCUCUCUCUCUCUCUCUCUCACUCUCAUCACACCCACCAUUUUCAGUUUUCCACUUUCCCUUUCACACCAUCAAAAUCCUCUGCAAAUCAACCAUGGAUAAACUCGACAAAUUCAAACUCGCCUCAUCUUCCAUCGGCGACCGAUUAAUGUCAAACGGAGUCCAAAUCCAGCGUCUACUCACCACAAAGAUGAAAGAAAUCCUAACAUCUCCAACACCCGAAUCAAAAAUCGUCGACCAAGCCACAUCCGAAACCCUAGACAACCCAAACUGGGGUCUCAACAUGAGAAUAUGCGCCAUGAUCAACGCCGAAGAGUUCAACGGAACAGAGAUCGUGAAAGCGAUCAAGAAAAAGAUUAGUUCGAACAAAAGUGUUGUGAGUCAGAGGCUGAGCCUCGAUCUGUUGGAGACGUUGACGUCGAACUGUGAUAAGGUGUUCUCUGAAGUGGCGUCUGAAAAGGUGCUUGAUGAUAUGGUGGCUAUGAUUCGGGAUGCUCAGACUGAUGAUCGGUGUAGAACGAAGGCGGUUAGGUUGAUUCGGGCUUGGGGUGAAUCGGAUGAGCUUAUGUAUUUGCCGGUUUUUCGUCAGACUCAUAUGAACCUGAAGGCCAGCGAGAUACCUGCAGGAUCACCGGCUGGAAACCCGAGCCCCGGGAAUCAAUCAAUGGAAUCAUUGGUUUAUCAACAACCUAUGCCCACCGCCCCUGACGGAUACCCGUUGCCAGAUAUUGAUUUAAUGGGUUUAGAAGACGAUACCGUUCCAUAUGCGUACGGGGGUCAAUCUGUCGAACAAAAGAAAGAACUGUUGUUGGUUGGUAGAAACAGUCUUGAACUUUUAUCGAGCAUACUUGAUUCAGGAAUGGAUCCCUUACCGAUUAAUGAUGAGCUAACGGUUAGCAUGUUGGAGAAGUGCAAGGAGUCUCUGCCUGUGGUUCAAAGAAUAGCGGAAACUACAACCGAUGAUGAUGCACUACUUUUUGAAGCUUUAAAUCUGCAUGAUGAGCUCGAACAAGUCAUCUCCAGAUGCUCGGAAAUCAAAGCGAAAGUGGGAUCCGACCCAGCGGAGACCGACACUUUGAACCCAACAGGAUCCAGUCUGACCAGUGAGGUCAAAGUCAAAGAAGAAAGUCAAAGUUUACCGACCACUAAAGUCGAGAACAGCGAGCAGGAAAAAACAGUUUGAAAUACGCCGUAAUCAGAUUUACUUCCGCGUACAUUUUAAUAACAGGUAGACUUGAACUUUAGAAUCCCUACAAAUAAUUACUCUAAACCUCCUUAUGUGGAUCUUGUUAUUAGUAAUGUUAAUCUUGUACCAAUAAAUUAUAGAUGUGUGAAAUGUGUAUGUAUGAUAAAUUUAAAGAAUCAAUCUUGAAUACCCGAAAUUUAAGACGUG
Molecule: messenger RNA, 1447 nt
Organism: Helianthus annuus (common sunflower)
Lineage: Eukaryota; Viridiplantae; Streptophyta; Magnoliopsida; Asterales; Asteraceae
Product: TOM1-like protein 2
Exons: 3
Coding region: 149-1237 (362 amino acids)
Biological process (GO): protein transport to vacuole involved in ubiquitin-dependent protein catabolic process via the multivesicular body sorting pathway
Molecular function (GO): ubiquitin binding; phosphatidylinositol binding
Source: RefSeq, a predicted model, not a curated record